Messenger RNA from Theobroma umbraticum, 1981 nucleotides. RefSeq names its product Ribonuclease P protein subunit P38-like protein. NCBI's taxonomy places the organism in Eukaryota, Viridiplantae, Streptophyta, Magnoliopsida, Malvales, Malvaceae. The record is from RefSeq and is a predicted model, not a curated record.
AUGCCACAUUAAAACCGUAAAAGGAAACGAAAGCUACUACCCAAGCACUGGAUGGAAAAGGGGUCCAGCCUCGGGUCCAGUUCUGUCCUACAGUCAUAGUGACUAGUACCUUGUUCCCGUAAAUCCUCGCGUAACCCAAACCCAUUUCUGUUCUUUUACACGCUCUGACGCUGCUAUCUCAAACCUUUCUGUCUAUUGGCUUUUGCUCUCUCUCUCUUUUGCUCUCUCUCUCUAGUGCCUCUCACACGACAGAUGAGUGAUGGCACCACCAAGUGAAGGCGAAGAAAAUGAGCAACAAACACAAAGGCAAGAAAUCCGGAAGCUGCUUUCUUCCUAUCUUGGAGUUAGUUUCAGUGUUGUCUUGGCUUUCAUUCCCAAUUACGCACUCUCUUUGCUGCCCAAGUUGCAAACCCAAAUGAGAGAACUUACAGCAAGGCUUUUAACGGCUGAGGAGCUGUUGAGGCAAAUGAAGUCGAGAAGAAAAGAGGACUCCAAAGCAAACGCCAGAGUGGUAGAGAUCUUUGCCAGCCACAGGAACGCGUGGCAGGCGGAGGAGAAGCAGCUUCUGCAGCAGAUCGAGGAUCAGAGGGCAAAGAUCGAGGAGUUGGAGAGGGAGACCCAUGAAUCCAAGCGGAGGAUUGAGGAGCUCAAGGACAUGAUUGGCUUCAUCUCUACUACUCGGGCUGCUGCUGAAGAAGAGGAAAUGGAGGAGGAAUCGGGCGCGGAGAAUACCAGGGAGGACCAUGUAAAUUUUACUGGCGUUGUUAAUGUUGGGCACGAUGGGAAUUUCCCCUUCACUUCCGAUUUCGUGGCUUCUGCUUCUUCUAAGUUUUGGGCCGAGAGAACUACUCUCUGGCAGGAUGUACAGUAUGAAUCUCUUGAAUCUUUGUAUCAUAUGAAGCAUUUUGUUGCAAGAAGGGAAUCACCUUGGAAGGUAGAUGGUGAAUCGACCGGAGUUUCCUCUAAACUGAAGCUGCUUGAACAGGAACUAUUGAAUUUGGAAAAGAUUGGCAAAAGUGAUUUAUCAAGGGUACCUUCAUUAAUGAGGAAGCAGGCUAAGAGAUAUCAAGCUUUUACUGCAAAGAUCGAUGAUCUCUGCCGAAGAAUGUUGGGGCAUAGACUUCUGCUUUUGCUCUCUCAUCAGGCUAGUGAUCCCUCUGAACCCACAGUCAGUCCAGAGUUUCGAACACAGAGACAGACUGAGUUUUUGCUUGAAGCAUUUCGACUUCAGCAGCGUGCAUCUGAAACUGGACAAAAACUAAUGGCUUUACAAACUGAGGUUGGGAAGAGUUACUACAGGGAUGAUCUUGGAAGCCCAGCCAAACUUGCCACAAAACGAUCCAUGGAUUCCAUUAGAAACAACUUGCAAGAAAUACAAAGAAACUUGGAGAUAUGGUUGGCCAGAAUUAUAGGAGAUCUUGAAGGAAUUCUGGCCAGAGAUGGCUCCUCACGUGUUAGGGAAUACUGCGUUUCUAGAUAUCCUUUUGUUCAAUAGAAUCUUCAAACUGUAAUAUUGAUCUAACAAAAUAUCCUUUUUCAGUAAAUAUGCUGAUCAGGCCUUGAUGUGGUAGUUAGUUUACUUGUAAAGAUGAAAUGAUACGUUUCAGUUAAUGGCAGCAUCUGAGCUUUUGGUUUAUGGCAGCCUCAAGAUCUACAGUCCCAUUGCGAGAAAAGUUGAUACGGCAUGCAGCCUGAGCUCAAUCGACCCGUGUAUGGACUAGUUAAGAACAUUCAUGCUGGUCUUGGGUGCUGAAUUCCUGCUUGUGGAACAGCUCUUCGGAGAAAGAGGGUGGUAGAUGGUAGUAACUUUAAGAAUAGAAUUUUAUCAAGUAGAGCCGUAAAGGAAGAAUUUAUCUUUUCUUUCACUUUGGGGGAUGAACUAUUCUAAUUCCCUUUCUUGCAUGUACAGUAAGUAAUGCAUUUGUGUGAUCAAGUGAGGUCGUGCAAAUCUUAGUAAUCAAUUGGUGAAAGUUCUUUCCCA